Galendromus occidentalis (western predatory mite) is the source of this 963-nucleotide messenger RNA. RefSeq names its product chromobox protein homolog 1. Gene Ontology annotation, cellular component: nucleus. Bases 132 to 659 code for a protein of 175 amino acids. The transcript is spliced from 7 exons. NCBI's taxonomy places the organism in Eukaryota, Metazoa, Arthropoda, Arachnida, Mesostigmata, Phytoseiidae. The record is from RefSeq and is a predicted model, not a curated record.
ACACAUGGGAGGAGAGUGUUCUCAGCUAAAACUUCCUGAUCGAAUAUCAGUGGCGGCACACGAAAUCAGUCUCCCCAUGAGCGGAGCUCUUCUCUUGAGAUUGGUCAAAGUCUCUUCAUAUAGAUCUCCGAAUGAGUGCACGUCGGAACGACAAAGCAGCCGAGGCCGAGCCGGAAUUCAUCGUAGAGAAAAUUCUUGAGAAGAAGUUGGGGAAGAAUAACAAGGUAUUGUAUUUACUCAAGUGGAAAGGGUACGACGACACCGAGAACACGUGGGAGCCCGUUGAGAAUCUCGAAGACUGCAGGGAUUUCAUUCGGGACUUCGAAGACAAGCUCAAGAAGAAAUCCGCUUCCAGAGGACUUGUUUCUGACAAGGAACCUGGGACUAGUACGAUGGGCCGGAGUGAGAGGAAACGGCGCAGCAAUAAUCAGCCGAGCGCAGAACCACCAAAGAAACAGGGAAAGACUGGCUUCGAUCGAGGACUCGAACCGGAGCGUAUAAUCGGUAUGGCCACCGACAUAAAGAAAGAAAUACGAUUUGUGGUGAAAUGGAAAGGCUGCGAUGAGGCUGACCUCGUUCCUGCUAAAGUUGCCAACGUGAAAUGUCCCCAGGUCGUCAUACGCUUCUACGAAGAACGUCUCACUUGGGCGCCUACAUAAGGCGUUCGGUGUAGUUCCUUCAAGUCUCAUUGUACACAAUCGACGACGCUCGCUUUCUUUGAUUCAUCUUUACUUGAUCCGAAAUUUGCCAUACGAUGACCACCGACCAGGAAACUCGCCCCCCCUUCUGAUCACGAUUACGAUCACCUGUCGAACAAGACGACCCGAUUGUGACAAUGAUCGAUUGUUCUAUUUUUCUGCGAAUAUAAUCUCCCACGGAUUCCGUCUGAUCGAGAGCCCCGGCGCGUGAGGGAGCGUCGACAGAAGCUGUUAUACGUUUUUGAAUAAAGUUCAUGUGAUGAAA